AUGAAGGUACUUCCGGAAUAUCCCCAUGUUUACGCUUUCGACAGUGAAUGGGAGGUGCCCGAUCGCGGCAAAAGAGUACAGAAGAUUUACCUACUGCAAUUAAGUACGGACAAGAUUGCGUUGCUCAUCUGGCUACCACAUCUCAUGAGGGAAAGUUGCGAGAAUUCUAUGCCAAAGCGUCUGAAAGACAUUCUACAACAGGAUGCCGCUCGACUUUUCGUUGCUGGGAAACAAGCCCCCAAGCGUAAUCUACUAGCGAGUGAUACUGUGGGUCUAGUAUUGCUUUACACGAAAUCAAGUGGCAAAGUCUGCGCAGAGGGUUUUCUUUGUAACGAUACAGAUGAUAUCACUGGAUGGACAAUGAAGCACAGUGAUAGUACGCGGAGCUGGAAUUUUGUGGCCGCAAGCCGACAGCAUCAUGUGAAGUGA
Molecule: messenger RNA, 429 nt
Organism: Sphaeroforma arctica JP610
Lineage: Eukaryota; Ichthyosporea; Ichthyophonida
Exons: 2
Coding region: 1-429 (142 amino acids)
Molecular function (GO): nucleic acid binding
Source: RefSeq, a predicted model, not a curated record